AUGUUGGUUGGGUUAAACUACAACUUUAUUAUCCUCUGUCAACACAAUGUCUCUGUUAGGGAAAUUGGAGGGUGAGAUUGAAAUCAAGGCUCCAGCUUCAAAGUUUUAUGAAAUAUUCUGCAACAGACCACACCAUAUAUCCAAUAUUUCAGGAGACAAAGUGCAGGGUUGUAAGUUAGAGGAGGGUGAAUGGGGAAAAGUUGGUUCUAUCAUCUAUUGGAACUACUAUCAUGAUGGAGAAGCUAAGGUGGCAAAGCAUCUAAUUGAAGCAGUUGAUGAGGAGAAGAAUAUGAUCCGUUUGAAAGUGCUGGAAUCAGACCUUCUGAAGCAUUAUAAAACCUUCAAGGGUACAUUUGAAGCUACUCCAAAGGGCAUUGGAAGUGUGGUUCACUGUGUUUUGGAAUACGAGAAAUUGCAUGGAGGGAUUCCAGAUUCUAAUAGGAUACUUCAGUUCUGCGUUGAUCUCUGCAAAGACCUUGGGGAUGGCCUUACGGAGGACAACUAAGGAUAGGUAAGAAUGUUUAAUUAAUACGUGAAAGUUAUCUUAUUUAUAAUAAAAUAAAUUAUAAGGAUAUGGAAAUAGUAAUAAAUGAAAAUAACCAGAUAGUAAGGCAAGAUAUUUGACUUAUAAUAAAAUAUCAAAUAUAAUAUAUAUGGUAAACUAUAAUUUAUUACUAAUUAUGUUUAACAUGUAAUAAGUAUUGGUUAAUGCUAUAUGUAUUAAUAAAUCUUAUGCUUAAAAUAAUUGCUCG
Molecule: messenger RNA, 752 nt
Organism: Cucurbita pepo subsp. pepo (vegetable marrow)
Lineage: Eukaryota; Viridiplantae; Streptophyta; Magnoliopsida; Cucurbitales; Cucurbitaceae
Source: RefSeq, a predicted model, not a curated record